Messenger RNA from Melanotaenia boesemani (Boeseman's rainbowfish), 3333 nucleotides. Its product is annotated as protein phosphatase Slingshot homolog 3. The transcript is spliced from 17 exons. Lineage: Eukaryota; Metazoa; Chordata; Actinopteri; Atheriniformes; Melanotaeniidae. Gene Ontology annotation, cellular component: cytoplasm. The coding region runs from base 240 to 2093 and encodes 617 amino acids. The record is from RefSeq and is a predicted model, not a curated record. Gene Ontology annotation, molecular function: actin binding; protein tyrosine/serine/threonine phosphatase activity. Gene Ontology annotation, biological process: actin cytoskeleton organization; negative regulation of actin filament polymerization; protein dephosphorylation.
ACAGCAGCUGCUGCGCUGUAAAUGGUGAAGUCUUCACCCUCGACAGCAGCAGAGGGCGGGAUAAGGAGUUCUCGGUCCGGAAGACACGAACAGUACCCAAACAGGAAAUUAGAGUCGGGGACCCAGUCUGGAAAGGAGAAAAAAAAUAUAACUUACAGUUUGCUGUUGGCUGAACCUGCAGAACCUGUCUGAGCCUGCCAGAAACCACAGGUCUAGUGAAGAAAGAACUGUAAUGUGCAAUGGCUCUGUUGACCUUGCAUAGGAUCCCAUCCAUCUCUACCGCUCCAGAUGAAAGCCUUCAAAGAAGAGGGAGACUUCAGAAAAGGGAGAGCUUUGCCCUCGUAAAGGGUGCGGUCCUUCUUCUGGAAGACAGCAAGAGCGGGGGUCCCCACGAAGACACCUCACACACCGCGACUUCUCCCGUGAAGCAAAGCAGUGGCGCAUCAGCCAUACAGCACAGACACCUUCAUGCCAUGCUCGAACAGCUCAGACCAGAAGACACCAUCAAGCUGGCGGUGCAGUUGGAGUCUGUCAGCCCGGUCAGAGUCAGGUAUCUGAUCGUCGUCUCCACUCUGGGCAACAAACAGGAGAGCAUGUUGCUGGGCAUGGAUUUCCCUAAUCAGGACAGCGAUCAGUGCACCAUUGGCCUGGUUCUGCCAGUAUGGAGUGACACACAAGUUUAUCUGGACGGAGACGGUGGCUUCAGUGUGACUUCAGCAGAAAAAAGCAGAAUUUUCAAGCCGGUUUCCAUGCAGACCAUGUGGUCAGUGCUGCAGGUGUUGCACGGCUGCUGCGAGCGGGCAGUCAAGGCCGCUGUGAUCCCAGGCAAUGGGUUGGAGUGGGCCCAACACUACCACAAGCACAUCGAGUCUGAUCGCUUCUGCCUCAACGAGUGGGAGGCCAUGAACGACCUGGAGUCAGUGCGCAGGGACAGCGAUCGACAGAGCUCGGCAGACAGGGUUUCCAACGAGAGAUUGAUCAAAGAGCACCUGAGAGACAUUAUGAUGACCGAAGACCUGGACAACCUUACAUCUAAAAUGGUGCACUCGGCCCUGGAGACCAGGAUAGGCUUUGACAUGAGACCCUACAAGGAGUAUAUUGACAAUGAGAUUCUGGUUACUAUGGCUCAGAUGGACAAGCCCUCCAAAAUAUUUGACUACCUUUACCUGGGCUCUGAGUGGAAUGCAGCGAACUUUGAGGAGCUGCAGAAAAACAACGUUGGCUACAUCCUGAAUGUGACAAGGGAGAUUGACAACUUUUUCCCAGAGUCCUUCACUUACAUGAAUGUCAGAGUGUAUGAUGUGGAAGCCACCGACCUGCUUCCUCACUGGACAGACACAUACAACUUCAUUAACACUGCAAGGAAGAGUGGACAGGCAGUGUUGGUGCACUGUAAGAUGGGAGUGUCUCGAUCUGCAUCUACAGUGAUUGCUUAUGCCAUGAAGCAACAGCACUGGCCACUGGAGGUUGCACUUCCCUAUGUUAGAGAUCGGCGGUCAAUUGUCAAGCCCAACGAGGGUUUCAUGAAGCAGCUGCAGACCUACAAUGGCAUCCUCAAUGCAAGCCAACAGCGUCACAGCACACUCUGGAAGCAGAGAGACCAAAGGCAGAAGUCGGUGCGGAAGGAGGAAGGAGGGAAGAAAGAAAAGCCAGAAGAUGAAGAAGAGGAUGAGGAGGACUACGAAGAUGAGGAAAUCGACGAUGAGGAGGAUGAUGUAGAUAGUCCAGAUGAUACAAAUGAUUCAGAUGAAGAUCAAGAAGUAUUUGAAGAGCCCGCCUCCAAGUCUGAUACUGCUGAGUCUCCCGGGCCGACAGAACCAGCAGUCAGCCCUGUCAUUACUGUAAAUGAACCUGAGAAGGUGAUUCCAAGUGUUAAUCGCAGUGGCAGGAUGAACCUCUUCUCCCUCAUGCAGUCCAUUAGUGAAUUAGAUGAUGGGGAUAAAGGACAAGAACUGCUGACUGGCAGUCCAAGAUGGUCACCAGGGCAACGGAGGCGUAGCCAUGUGCGGAGGGGUCUUAUCCACCAGAGAGCAUGUGUAGAUGUUUCACCUGAGCCACGCAGCCUGGCGGAUGCUGGUCAGAGUAAGCCGUAAAGUGAGCAAAAAGAUGGUCAAGCAGGGAAGUAUAUGAGGUAAAGGAACAAUAAAGGAGGCCCAGAGGAGGAAAGUCCUGAAGGACACAUGCCAAGGCUUUUAUACUCCCAUAUUGUAAUUUAUACUUGCAGGGUUUUUUUGUUGCACAUCUCAGCUCACUAUAACUGAUGGUAAGGAUCACACUGCAGUAUUGCUGUACCAGUAAACAACAGGAUUUUUAAAUAAUUUAACUGUCUGUGUACGAUAUUGUGUUAUGGUUGUAAAGUGUUUUAGAAGACAUCUUUCCACAAACAAACCGUUAAGUCUCACCACAGCUCCCUUCUUCCUCCUGCUUUCUGUAGCUGACCAAUCAACACCCCAGAGCUCUAUGCAAUAAAUGUCCCCUCUACUUUCCUCAGUAAAGUUCAUGCUUUAUACUGCCAGCUCUUUAUAACCAUUCAACAAAAAUGUUUGUUCUCAAACGGGAAGAUUUCACUCUGUCCAAGCUGUGCAUUUUGGACCAUAUCAGGGCCAGUUUUAUGGCGCAUGUCUGUUUGCCAAACUAUGUGCCAGUGAAUAUAUUUAAUUAAAAAGUUUAUCACAUCAGUAUGUUACAAACUGUUGUAAUCCAUUUUAUUGUUAUUCUAACUUAACACCAGGACUGCAUGAGUGCCUUCAACCUGAGAAUGAAAUACGACUCUAUGGUGAUUUUAAUGUUUUUAUUAUGAGGUGGUGGCCACAUGUAUUUCUCUUGUACUAUUUCUUACUUGGUUUAAUUGCUUCAUAAAUGUGACAUUCCAAGACUGUGCAUUUAUGCACACAUACAAUAUAUAUGUGUCCAUAUAGAACUGCUGAAGCGUGGGUGCAUGUUUUUGUUUUGUUUUUUAACUAUCCUGUGAGAACAAAUUGUUCAGGGUUUUCUCAUGUAUUUAUAGAAACACUGAAUGAAAUGAAUCGGUUAACUCUUCAGAGAGAUAGAUCUUGCUGGUAUUACUUUUUGGCCGAUGAACUCCUGCUAAAGCUUCAUUUAACAUGCAUGCUCACCAUAAAACGUGAAAAUGUGCACUUUACAAUCCACGGCACACACUGUUCGCACUGCCUGAGACGACAGUGUGCUGUAACAUCAUCAAAAUGAUGUGUUGUUUUCUUCUUUUUAAGCUCUAUUCACUUGUCUACCCCUUGUGUAAAGCUGUUCAACAUCUGCACUUCACUCUUGUUUACAACAAGCACUUUGAGUGAAAAAUAAAUGAUUGUACUCCAA